AUGUCAUGUAAACGGCGUGCAGAACCAAUGGUAUUCAAUGUCCUGAUUAGGAAGCCUGUCCCGAAUUUGAGUAACAACGCAUGCAAUUACAUCCUUCCCGGCCGUUGCAGUGGGACACAUUAUCAGCUCCAACGCUACUUUCUCUUCCUCGAAGCCUGGCUGGUAUUGAAAGCUUUCAGCUCAGUUGCAAUUCUCCUCUUAAGCUCUUUUGCCUCGGCAGGCUACAUCAGCUUGAGCACGGCCAGUGGACGCAGCACCGACACCGGCGACGCGAACAAGGGUUGCUUUGGCCCUGUUGCGGGUAAAGGACCGUAUAAGAUUACCGCUCAUGGUGGGCUCAAGCCGAAAGAGCUUAGGAUCUACGCAGGAAAGGAUUGCAAAGAGCCAGUCCUUGCAAAAUGCAAGGCCCGUAAAGAAGGCGAUUGCCAAUCUCUCUCGGGCGGUAGCUCAAUUGUCUUUCCGAUUUCCGAUGGCUACGGAAUGUGA
Coccidioides immitis RS is the source of this 486-nucleotide messenger RNA. RefSeq lists its product as uncharacterized. Lineage: Eukaryota; Fungi; Ascomycota; Eurotiomycetes; Onygenales; Onygenaceae. The coding region runs from base 1 to 486 and encodes 161 amino acids. The transcript is spliced from 4 exons. The record is from RefSeq and is a predicted model, not a curated record.